GGGGUAGAUAUGCAGGGGCACACCUUUAAUCCCAGCACUCAAGAGGCAGAGAUAGGUGGAUCUCUGUGAGUUCAAGGCCAGUAGUUUCUACAUGUAGAGUUCUGGGCCACCCAGAGUUACACAGUGAGACCCUGUCUAAACAACAAAAUCACUUAAGUUGUGUUGUCCUUUGAAAAUGAGGAGGCCAAAAGACAGGAUGAAUUCAAAAGUUGAUACUUGUAAUAACUACUCUUGAGUUGCUGAUCUCAUUGGAAUAAAUAAAACCAAGGCUAGACAAAGCUGCCAGAGAGUCCCUGUGGGCUUUGUGAGCUUCUGGAAAGAAUGGAGAAAAAUUUAAGUUCUCACGGAUGCACACAGAAAAGAAACCACUGCAACACCUAUUGCCACAGCUGUGGCACCACAGCUCUUAUUCAGUAACCAUUGAGGCGUCUCGACGUGGUCAGUCAGGAAUCUAUGAAUGAACUAUUCCUGUACCCCUGGGUAACUUUCCUCUUCCACACCUUUGGAACUGAUGUCCAGUAUCAUCUGACUACUGCACUGCAACUUGUCCUUGUGAAUUGGAUGACACUUAAGGAGUGACUCAUCCACUUAACCCAAUGGGCCUUCCAGGAAAUUGUUCCUGUUUAUUGCUAUUUUCAAAUGGUGGAGAAGCACACAAUAAUGAGCGAGAAAUAAUUUUUGUUUUACUCUCUGAUUCCAAGUGUUAAAGAAGCAUCCCAUUCUUAGAGACUGCCCCAUCAUUUGCAAACGUAAUGUACUGCUGAGGAUGCAAACUGUCCACAUAACCGCUCUUGGAUUCCAUUAAAAUUAAUCGGAAGUCCCUUUUAAUGUCUUUGAAAAUUGCUUCAAGUGGCAAAAAUCAGAAAAUCUACCCAUGGGGCACAUUCAGCUAAUUACAAUUUGCUUCUCAACUAGUCAUUCUUAGCUGUAUGCUCCAACUUCAUAAAACUCAAACAACCCUGGGUAACAAGAGCUAGACAAACCAGUUAUUCACCUAAGUGCAAAUAAUUUCAAAUGACCCUUCAUUUCUUCAAUAUUUCUUUCUUAAAAAUGAUCUGUAUGAGUAUUUUGCUUGCUUGUAUAUCUUACGUAUCACUUGUGUGUGUGAUACCCAUAGAAGCCAGAAGAGGGCAUCAGAGCCCCCGGGAACUGGAUUUACAGACUGAGCCUCAAUGUGGGUGCUGGGAAUUGAACCUAAGUCCUCUGGAAGAGCAGCCAGUGUUUUUUAACUGAAGACCCAUCUCUCUAGCCCCUCUUCAAUAUUUUCUAACAAUCCAGAGUGGUGUUGUGGUGAACUGAACUUAGAUGUAUGUUUCUCUGUCUACAGAACCACUUUGUGUUCCCUCCCAGUUGGUAUUGGGGAAGAAACAGAGAAAUAAGGAUAAAGACAUCAAGAAGAGGAGAGAGCGACAGGGUGUGUGUCUGUAGGUGCACACCACUUAGUCAGGGCAUAUAAACUAGAGUGAAGAAAGUUAAGUGGAGACAGGCCAUACUCUAACGUUUACCAGUUAAAUAACCCUAGAGAAAUUGUAACCUAAUAAAACAGGAAAGAAGGAAGAUCAAAAUGAUGUCUUCCUUAGAAUUACACAGGGCCACAUAUAUAAAAGGAUAUUUUGUGAUUGGUAAGUGCCAACCACAUGUGAGUAGAGAGAUUCUAGUAUGUAAAACUGAAACCAUUAGGACAAGACAUCAUGAAGAUGUCAACCUAUAUGUUCAAUGACGGUAAAGUUUUUACUUACAUGGUAUGAUGGCAGUUUCCCCUAAGCUAACUACAUGAAAUGGGAUACCAUGUUUAUCUAGCAAUUAUGACUACGACAGUCACAUUUGGGAUUAAAAAGUCAUACAUUUUCCCAUCUAAAAAAUCUCUCCAAAUUUUCUUGAUAAAUUGGGAAGUAUAAAAUAUUUAUUAUAAGCUGGGUGGUGGUUGCUUAUGCCUUUAAUCUCAGCACUUGAGAGUCAGAGGUAGGCAGAUCUCUAAAUUUGAGGCCAACCUGGUCUACAGAGUGAGUUCUAGGACAGCCAGGGCUACAAACACAGAGUUUUGCCCAUUGCCUUGUCUAGAAAACAAACAAACAAAAACAAAGAAACACACACACACACACACACACACACACACACACACACACACACACACACUUAUCGUAAUAGAGUAUGUGAUAGAUAGGAUCUUUGUCUAAAUAAAAACAUUCAAACAACAAUUACGUUUUUAAGUACAAAUUGUUUAGUUAUAUUUACGAGGAAUGUUUAACUAUGAAUUCUAUUUUAGGGUAGAUGUAUAAAAGUUUUACUGAAACUCAAAAGUUCCAGUGUCAAGUAAUAACAUUGAAAAAAAAGGUAUCUGAGCAGCCACCACUGUGUCUUAAGAUUUUUACUUUGAAGAGUCUUUGCUUCCAUUGGCAAGACCUGCUUGGGGCCAUCUGGAUGGGAGAGCAAUGUCUGAGUGUCUUUAAGCAAGGAUGGCCGUUUGACUACCUUCAUACUUACACGCAAGUAGAAGGCAAUGGUAGCAGCCUUUACAUUCACUUCUUCUUAGGCCUUUCUUUCAGUAAAGUGUCACUCCAUCUGUACAAUUGGAGUCUAAUCUCUCCAUCCCUGACCACAAAGGCCCUGAUGGCCAACAUCUUCUCCACUCUUUUGAUACCCUCUUGUCUUACUUCAGUGAAGCCCUUAGAUUCCUUCAUUGCCUCAGUCUUUUUCUCUUUAUCCUGCCUCUUUUUAUCUAACUCAUUUACAUCCCCGAGCGCCCUUUAUCUUUAUUACCAUCAGCAUCUUCUCCUGAAUUUUCAGACUGAUUUCAUGUCAUAAUGACCAUUCUUCUUUUUUGUUCCAGUCAGUUGAACGCCCCAGGAGAACAAGAAAAACCCCAGUAUUUGUCAUAUUUUUGCCACAUGUAACAUCUUCCCAACUGUUUUCUGUGUAUGAUUUUAUUCUAUCCUCAGGAAACCAUGAAUGAGAGUUUUGCCCAUUUUGUAAGCAAGAGGAUGGUCUCAUAGGGGUUAAUCACAUUUCUUCAGGUGUAGCAUCAGUUCAAAGAUACCAUCAAUCAUAGACACCUUGUUAUUUUUAAAAGUAAAAGGAAAUGCUGCAAAUCUAAUUGCCAGGGUGCUUCAGUUGACAGAUACAUUCUGAUCUCAGGCAUGUUAAGUGUACAAAAAAGUUUUUUUUUUUUUUCUGAGAGUCGGUGAGCUAUGACAAGCUUUGAAAGACACACAGAUCAAACCCAGGCAACUGGGAUCCAGAGAAUAAUUGCCAUAAUUAUGUUAUUCUGCCUCAUAAAAACUAUUCAGGCAUACAAAGUAGCACACUACAAAUUCCUGGUCUCAUACAUUAUCUGAGUCUUUGCUUUUGAUUUUUAAUCUGUCUUCACUCCCAGCCCUUCUUUCCAUUCUUGCCUACCAUGGUUACUCCAGAGCUCUUCUAUUCUCUCUGGACUCUCUACCUAUCACUUGCCUCCUUUACUUUUGACCUUCACUAGAAAAAUUGGGACUGUCAGUUGUCUCCCUCAGCUGCUUCGUCCCUGUCCUCCAUAUCACCCAUGACACCCAUGCCCAUAGGCACCCUUUCUUCUUUCCUGUUUCAGAAUGCAAGCUGUCUGCCUUUCUUGUAGGUGUUGGCUCCUCUUUUUUCUCUUAACCUUCUGCUUCUCAUUUCUGACAUUUUUAAAUCACCCUUCCCCGAUGCUCAACGAUGCUUCUCUAUUGGGUUCUCUACCUCAGCUGUGAUUAUGACCAAGAUCCAAUCCCUAAUCUCUAUUCCUGUCAUCCUCUCUCUGUGUAUCAAAAUUCUAUAGGGAAAGGCUCAGGUACUGUUAUCAUUUAAUAACUUUCCAUCCCUGCCUUUGCCCACCACAACUCCACUGACACUGAGAUGAAAUCACUCUUAGUAUUCUCAUCAAUGACCUUCUAUUUUCUUAGAUUAAGUGGAAACAUCUUCCCUUCAUUUUAUUCGCAUCUUUUACUGAAUCUGUGUGAUUCAGUUGGCUUCUUCCUACUUGGUGAAAAUCUCUUUCAUCAACUCCCAAGUGUUUCACACACUGCCCUGACUCUUCUAAGCUCUGUUUCUCAGUUACUUAACCAUUGACCUUACCCAAGGUUUUUCCUCAGGCUAUCAUUAACCUACUUUCCAUAAUUUUUGAUGGUCUAAACAAUUGCCUCUAUUUGAUGAAAUCCAAAAUUCAGGCUUCUUAGCCAUCUAAUAUGUUUCUCUGUAGUUGCUAUAUCUCUGCCUACAUAGGAUCUCCAUUGGAUGUCACUCAUCUCACCCUUAAUAUGUGCAAGACCCACCCAACCCCAUACUUUCCCAAAUCUGUUCUUCAAAUUUCUUCUCUAAGCCAAUGGUAAUUCCAAACCUCCAAUUAUUUAGGCCCCAACUUGGUGUUAACUUUAACCUCUGUCUUUUACUUGCUUUCCCUAUAGAGUCCAUCAAAACAUCUUUUACCUAGAACGGUAGUAGUACCAAGAGUCUGAUCCCUUUGCUAGGUUCCAUAGGAUCUCUCUACGUCUGUGUUCACAGGCUAUGCUAAAAUGUUCACUUUUUUGGUAAGGAUGUUUAAAAGGUAGUGCGUUCCUUGAUAUCCAGAAAGCAAGACCACAGUCUUAUCUCCACACCUACUUGGGGGCAAACAGAAGCAGGUAUUAUCUGCCCAGUUGAAAGACAGAAACUGAAGUAUACUUGGUUCAGUUGAGAGAAGAAGGGAAAACUUAGAGCCCCACUGGACUUCUUCUUCUUCUUCUUCUUCUCCUUCUUCUUCUUCUUCUUCUUCUUCUUCUUCUUCUUCUUCUUCUUCUUCUUCUUCUUCUUCCUCUCCUCCUCUUCCUUCCCCUCCUUCUUCUUCCUCUUCUGUUUUUCUUUAAGAUAUAUUAUUUAUUUAUUAUUUUUAUUUUUUAUUAAGUUUUUUUUAACUCAUUUUAUAUACCAAUCACAGAUCUCCCUCUUCCAUCCUCCUGUCCCCCAACCUUUCCCCUCAACCCACCCCACUCCCUCCUCCAAAAAGGUAAGGCCUCCAAUGGGGAGUCAACAGAGCCUGGUACAUUUAGUUGAGGCAGGUCCAAGCCCCUUGCCCCUGCAUCAAGGCUAUGUGAGGUGUUCCACCAUAGGUAGUAGGCUCUAAAAAGCCAGCUCAUGCACCAGGGAUGGAUCCUGAUCCUACUGCCAGGGGGCCCCUUAAGCAGAUCAAGCUACAAAACGCUUAUGCAGAGGGAGAAAGAAAACAGCUUUUCUUAAUGUUACCUCCGGAGGAGGCUAGUUAUCUGAGGCUUCAAUAAACCUCACCGUAAGACCCCUAAGUAACCAUGGAUACUGUCAAGUUGGCACAAAAGCCUUCAGGUAAUAGACAGUACAAGAGUUUUUUAGGAUGCUGGGCACUUUUAGGAAAGACAUGGGAAGGAAGGCCCUUCACCUGAGAGCCCUUAUCUGGGAAUGUUUUAGUUAAGGUGGGUGCCAAUGCCCAGCAAUGCCCUUGAGAAAGUGAUGGGCUUCAUCUUGAGACUAAGAUCUUGAUUAGCUGAAAGGAAAACAAAAGAAAAUCCAUCCAAGCUGCUUCUUUUUGGUGAUCGAGGAUUCUGGGGAGAAAUCAGAGAGGGAAAAAUAAGGACACCCUCAGUAGCCCAGGCUAAAAACAACAAGGACUCUCUAGCUUGGAUCAAGGAUGAAGAAGAGUUCAUAGCCUCCCGUACUUUGCCUCCAUCCACUCCAGGACCUCAGUGGGGAUAGGAGAAAUUCACAGUCUGGCUGGAAUUUGCCCUUGUUUCUUCUCCCGACCCCAAUACCUCAUGCAGUCCUCCCCUCACACCCUUUGAAACUCAGGCGAGGCACUAGUGAGAAGCCGGGUUGGGGCCUCCACUGUCUCCCAGACAGGAGUCAAGCUGAGCACCAACUUUGCAGCGCUGUGACUCUCCAGGUAGGUAGGUCCUGGGAGCCAGGACACACAAAAGGUGGGCGUGGGCCCUGAUUAGGGAGGGGACCUGCAGCCAACCCCCUGGUUCUGAACUCCAAACCUCUGCGGGGGAGGAGCAAGGAGGGUUCUGGAGACUGGAACCGGGACUUGGGGGCGAGAGGCAGUGGCAGUUUGCAGGUCCUUUGACGUAGUCGAGCACUCCCACUGCUUAAGAAGAGGCACGCUGGCACCCAGGACGCGGAAGCUGGGGACAGUCACCUGCUUAAGGAGCAGCUUGAGUGCGUCCUUCCUGCGCACUCGAGGGAUCGCGGAGAGUGCAGGUGAGCGCAGAGCGGCGCCCUACAGACCCACAGCAGAGGCGCGGGAUGACGAGGUGAGUGGGGGCCGAGAUCCUGACCCUGAGGCUCAGCCUGGGCGGGUGAAGCAGCGAGAGCAGGUGCCUGGACCAAAACUCGCCAGCACUGGGUUCUCAACGGAGCGCACAAGGGGACUCCUGCGUUAGCGAGCCCACCCCUCGGAAGCUCCUAAACGGAGCCCCUUUCUGAAAAGUCUUUAUCAGCUAGGUUAUUAGCACAAGCCCCAGGACACGCCAACUUCAGCACCUCGGAUAGCACCUCCUCCUUCUAAAAACUUCACCUGGAUAGCAAGGCGGCAACACUUGGACAGAGAAAACCUUUGGUUGCAGGACCAUGGCUGAUCCUGGGACCAGAAGAGGGAUCCACUGCCCUCUGAGUCUCACCUGCUCCCUGCUCAUUGUGGGAAUGUGCUGUGUGUCUCCUGUGUUCUGUCACAGUCAGACAGACCUACUGGCUCUUAACCAAGCUGAUCCUCAAUGCUGGGAGUCCUCCUCAAUGCUCCUCUUGGAAAUGCGGAAGCCUCGUGUUUCUAACACUGUUUCUGGCUUUUGGGAUUUUAUGAUCUACCUGAAGUCAUCUGAGAACUUGAAGCAUGGGGCACUGUUCUGGGAUCUGGCCCAACUCUUCUGGGACAUCUACGUAGACUGUGUCCUCUCCAGGAACCAUGGCUUAGGAAGGAGGGAACUGGCUGGAGAGGAAAAGAAAGAAAAGCAAAGCUCAACAGUGCUGCAUUCGGGGAUCAAACAAGGUGCCUAUUCUCAGCUCUUAAGAACCCCUUUCUUAAAGAAGAGAGAGCUGAUUGGAGAGUUGAUAAGCGUGCACAUGCGCAGGCGGGCCUCUAGGGUUGGUGGAAAAGAGAAGCCGGAAGUAAAGAGAAAACAAAGCUACCUUCAGAGCUAACUCGAGCCUUGGAAUUAAGAAAAGAAAAAAAAAAAAAGAAUAUUUUCCUAUCAAUCAUUUAUGCAUUUGAAGUCAAGUAAAUGUCCAGAGGUGAAUAUCAUGCCACGUUCUCUAAGAGUACUUCGUUUUUCAGCGUCUUGGUUGCUAGCCAGUCUCUUCAUAUGGUGAUUACUUCCUGAGCACUCCGCUGUCUACAGAAGCCAAAGAACUUCCUGUCCUUGGGGAGGCCUGGCAUCACUGAUGAACUAGACGGCCACGCACAUUUAGCUUGCAUAAACCACGUGCAUCACCAGCCAUUAACCGACCGCGGCAUUGCUUAUGAAACUGGUACGGACGGACGACAUGCAUGAAUGGUAUUACUUACUGAUGGUCUGUGACUCUCGACCUUGUCUGAGAAAAUAGUUUUGAAUACGGAAUGAAGAAGAAACCACGGGGGGAAAUAAAACGUUCAUCUAAUGAAAACAAAAUUAAUAAAAGCUUUGGCUCCCAACUGGUGUUAUUGGAUUCUCUUUAUUUAAAUCUUUAAUACUAGCACGAACCGUGUCCAAACUCUAAUAAGAUAGCAUAAUUAUCUUUCAAUUAUGUAUUUGCUGUUUGAUUAAAUAUUAAAGCUCUAUAAGUGGUUAUACUUUGCACCAAAAAGCAAAAUAAAAUGAAAGUGGAUGUGAUAUAAGAAGAACCUGUCAAUAUUUUUUUCCUUGAAAAACGAUCGGCCUGAAUGAGCUUCAUCACAGCAAAGCCCCAUUAACAACUGCCUGUGAGAUCUAGACAAGACACUAUUUUUACCUCAAAUUAUUCCCAUAUUUCUAAUAUUUCUCUUAAAACACAUGCUUGACAAGGAGUUUGAAUUUCACAUAUAUUAGCAAUUAGUCUCAGGGCAAGUGUCACUGUUUGGGGCCCUCCUCAAACUAGAGAAGUUGUCUAAAGGUUAUCAGAAGAUGCAGCUUCAUUGGAGGAUUAGCUGGGUCUUAACAACAUGGGAUGGACCCCUGAGAAGAGCUGGUGGUGGGUGGUGGGGAGA
This is a messenger RNA of Peromyscus californicus insignis, 8173 nucleotides long. It is a transcript of the gene Fam237a, whose product is annotated as family with sequence similarity 237 member A. Bases 6586 to 7152 code for a protein of 188 amino acids. Lineage: Eukaryota; Metazoa; Chordata; Mammalia; Rodentia; Cricetidae. The transcript is spliced from 3 exons. The record is from RefSeq and is a predicted model, not a curated record.